Molecule: messenger RNA, 696 nt
Organism: Acanthocheilonema viteae
Lineage: Eukaryota; Metazoa; Nematoda; Chromadorea; Rhabditida; Onchocercidae
Source: the annotation of a GenBank genome assembly
AUGUGGCUGAUAGGGCGUCACCCGAUUUGUAUCGCACGGAGUUCAUUUCAUCUUGGCAUGUCGAUAUGUCAAGUCGAUUUGGGUUCCUUUUCGUUAGGACAAAAUAAACAUGGUGAUCUGAAAUUUAUUUUCAAUCAGGCUGCGAAUAUUUUCGGAUUCGGGGGUGAUCGUGGAUUUGAUUUAACAAUUGGCGAAGGUCGAUUUAAUACCAAAGCACGACAAGGAGCAUUGAUUGCCGAAGAAAGGAUUGGUGCUGAUUCAGGUAUUAAUAUUAAUGAAGCUGAAGGAAUGAACAUCAGAAACUUUUUAAGUUUUGGCAACAAUUCUAAUUCAUCCAAUAAUUCUGCUAGUCCUUUCCUCUCAUUUCUGGAAAAGAUCAAGAAAUUCUUCAUUGCUAUUACUAAUAAACCAACGGAUUCCAUACGAUCUUCCAUGCAAUAUGAAAAUUCAAACGUCAAAACGGGAAGUGCCUUUCGUAGUUUUGAAACAUUAGAACAGCGGAAAAUUUCUGGAGAGGUGAUGAAUUUUAGGCAGCCUGAAAAUGAUAAUUAUGACGAUUAUUAUCAUCAUAUUGAAGUUGGAGAUGAAGUAACUCAAAGAGCGUUUAAAACAACAAGUGAAUCUUCUAAUCAAAAAAAUCGGACCACACUGAAUCAGAGUACUGUUGAAACGGAGUUCAAUGUAACAACCAUUUAA